Zingiber officinale is the source of this 3887-nucleotide messenger RNA. RefSeq names its product probable pectin methyltransferase QUA3. Gene Ontology annotation, cellular component: endosome; trans-Golgi network; cytoplasm. Lineage: Eukaryota; Viridiplantae; Streptophyta; Magnoliopsida; Zingiberales; Zingiberaceae. The coding region runs from base 676 to 2280 and encodes 534 amino acids. Gene Ontology annotation, molecular function: methyltransferase activity. The transcript is spliced from 7 exons. The record is from RefSeq and is a predicted model, not a curated record.
CGUCGGCACGGAAGUUGCAGGGCUAAUGGCGAAUGCCGACGCUCCGAAUCUAUCCAUGUGGUGUGGACUCUGUGCGUGCGCACCGUGCAGCGGGACGUUAAUUUUGACGCUUGCUGUGUCGGCUUCUCGGCGGGCGUGUCGGCCAAGCGUCAGCAACGACCGCGGCGUGUUUCAUAUGGUCGCCCUCGUCGAGGAACAGGCUAGCUGAUUGCUGCUGCGGCGCGUGCUGGGCACCGUGGCCGCAGCCUCACGUCACGCGCGACGAGACUUUUUCUACUUGCAUCGGUCGGUCAGACUCGGUCGACAAACUCGACGGCUCUGAGUUGUUUUUUUCCCACGCACGGCUGCGCGGCAGUCGCGUGCCCCUUUGGGUUUGACAACGAAACGGGGAGGUGUCCAUUUGCCGAUUUUUAAGCUGGGCUUACCGAAUGGGCUCGGCCCAGGCCUACCUCAUCCCCAUGACUCCCUUUGGACGGGAGACCUAUAUCCAUGGAGUUGGCACUUAUGUUAAUAACACCCGAUCCGACAUAAAAUGAUUCUCAGACACGUGCAUUGCAUGCUCAUUUCAGUCGGUGUGUGAGCGGCUACAGAUAUCUCUAUCCGUCGCUUGGUUUUGUUCCCGUUCCCGUUCCCGUUCCCGUUCGAUCGACGAAUCACAUCCCUCCUGGCACGGCGAUGGGUCACGCCAACCUCCCACCGGGGCGACGGGGGCUGGCGGCGGGAGCGGGGUCGAACUGUUCCUUCUUCGACAUCGUUUCCGUCGUCUUCCUCGCCUCUGUUAUUGUCUUCAUCGUGCUCAUCUAUACCGCCCUCGACACCUCCAGCCAACGCGUCAUUGCCCCCUCCAUCGUCGAUCCUCGCCAGCGCGAACGAAUUCUCUCCAUCUUCGAUUCCGCAUCUGCGGUGUCCUCAUCCUCCUCCUCGAUGCUCGACGCUUGCCCGGCCAAGGAGGUCGAUAAUAUGCCGUGCGAGGACCCACGCCGCAGCAGCCAACUCAGCAGAGAGAUGAACUUCUACCGCGAGCGGCAUUGCCCUCUGCCAGAGGAGAUGCCUCUUUGCCUCGUUCCUCCACCAAAAGGGUACCGAGUUCCGAUUCCCUGGCCCGAGAGCCUUCACAAGAUAUGGCAUGAUAACAUGCCAUACAAUAAAAUCUCAGAGAGGAAAGGCCAUCAAGGCUGGAUGAGAGAGGAGGGUCCAUACUUCAUUUUUCCUGGUGGUGGCACUAUGUUCCCAGAUGGGGCUGUGCAGUAUAUUGCUAAACUUGGACAAUUUAUCUCCCUAAACGAUGGCCAUAUAAGGACAGCUCUAGACAUGGGAUGUGGGGUUGCAAGCUUUGGGGGUUUUCUGCUCAAGGAAAAUAUCAUGACACUUUCAUUUGCUCCAAGGGAUUCACACAAGUCUCAGAUACAGUUUGCAUUAGAAAGGGGAAUACCUGCAUUUGUUGCUAUGCUUGGCACUCGGAGGCUUCCAUUUCCUGCAUAUUCAUUUGAUUUUGUUCAUUGUUCCCGGUGUUUGAUUCCCUUUACAGCCUAUAAUGGAACUUAUCUCAUUGAAGUGGAUCGUUUGCUUCGACCAGAAGGUUAUCUUGUCAUAUCUGGUCCACCUGUUAAAUGGAAUAAGAUGGAAGAAGAGUGGCUCGAUCUACAAGCUAUGGCUGAUGCUUUAUGUUACAAGCUUAUUGUUGUAGAUGGUAAUACUGCAAUCUGGAAGAAACCCUCUGGUGACUCUUGUCUUCCUAACUUGCACAAUUUUAGGCUCGAUAAAUGCAGUGACACAGAUGACCCAAAUGAAGCAUGGUAUUUCAAAUUGAGGAAGUGUGUGCCUACAGUCCCCCUCUCUAAAGACUUAUCUAUCAGCUCUCUUCCUAAAUGGCCAGAGAGGCUGUUAAAACCUCCUUCAAGGAUCUCACUGAUAAAAAUUGGUUUUGAUACAUUCAAGGAUGACACACAAAACUGGGCUAAACGAGUUGCAUACUAUAAGAACACACUUGGUUUGAAAAUUGGGACUUCACAUAUCCGCAAUGUUAUGGACAUGAAUGCUUUUAUUGGAGGUUUUGCAGCUGCACUAAGCCCUGACCCAGUCUGGGUCAUGAAUGUCAUACCCGCUCACAAGCAAUUAACUCUUAAUAUUAUUUAUGACAGAGGACUUAUUGGCGUAUAUCAUGAUUGGUGUGAGGCUUUCUCAACUUACCCAAGAACCUAUGAUCUUAUUCAUGUGGUGGGAAUUAACUCUUUGAUAGAAGAUGCAACUUCGACCAAGGACAGAAUUGGGAUGCGAUGAGGAAUAAGAUGGCUUCUGAAACAGAAUUCGAGUGAAGAAAUGAGCAGAUCAGCUGAGAAGAAAUCAAAGGAAGAACCGUUGCUCUUUGAUGAGAGAUUUAUUGGAGGGCUGCUGAGCACAAGUUGAAUGCUCCAUGCAUUCCUAAGUUUUUGGAUAGGAUGUAUGCAGAUGAAGAGGAUCGCAAGAUAAACUCAAUGAAGAAAUCCAGAGUGAUGAAGAAAUCUUGCCUCUCAAAUUGUUGAAGUGCUACUCUUUUUUCCGUCAAAUUAGGGAGGAAAGCAAAAUCUCUUGCUUCUCAUUUUUUCUCAGAAUAGAAGACCAGGGAGUCUCCAGACCUGGAGCAGAACCUGUAGGAAUCUCCUGCAGUACAGUGGAAGUCUUUGCAGAAAGUUGUAGAAACGAAGUCUCCCGAUCUAGAAGAAGAAUCUGCUGUGUCAGUAAUCUUAUGCAAUCUUGGAAAUGAACAGUGAAACUGAAAGAAACAGGCGAAAGAUCUUUGGCUAUGUGAGAGAACAAAUCAGACAUUCUGCUUGGUAAGCUAGCCAAUGGAGCAGGCUAACAGUGGAGGCGACCUUUAUUCCAUUUCAAGAUGGUGACAAACUGAUUUGCAAAACUUGCUUGUAGUGUGAUCCCUGCCAAAGUGGCCUGGGUUUGGGAGGAAGUUUGCACGCAUAAGAUGUAUGCGCAAAGUUGGAAGCAGCCCUUUUGAGAAGUAGCCGUGUCAAUAAGGAAGAAGACACAAGUUGCUGAGGAGGCUCGAGUUUGAAGCAUGCCUUGCAACAGUGCUGCACUGGGACAACAGCAGUGCUGGACAAGAGGGAUAAAACAUAGAUGAGUAGCCUUUGAUACCAAGUUAGGUUUGGAGAAAGAGAAUAUUCGAUCGUGUUGUCAUAUUUGUACAAGACAUCACAUGGUAUUUGCAAAAUCAACCUAAACACCCUAAACCUAAACAUAACAUGCGUGGGAGUAUAGUCUGACUUUUCAAUUAGCCUUCUCUUUCGGUGCUUUUCGGGCAUCUCCGCACCACCCGGAUGUAGAUGAAGAUGGAAUGAGUAGGAAGCUUCAUCACUCAUUAGAACAGAUAGGAGAGAAGUUUGUCAUGGAGAAAUCCAACAAGGCUAGCCUAACCUGCCAUCAUAACCUAUAAUUUUAACAGUUCCUAUCCUAUGGAUGUCUGCACUUCAACAAGUUGAAAACACAUAAAGCAAUGAUCCUUUGGCAUUCCAUUUCUAUAAUAUUUUUCCUUUUCUUGCAUAAAAGUACUAGCUAACCCAUCUAGCAGGAUAAGGCUUGUUGUUGUUGUUGUUGUUGUUGUUGUUGUUGUUGUUGUUGUUGUUGCAUAAAACUACAGUGACAUGUUAAUUCAAUGAUUUAGAUGAUGAUGUCAACAAGUAUUAUAUAUCUUUUAUUGAUGUCAUGUUAUUAAUGCCUACAUAAAAUUGAAGAAUAGGUCAGAGUUGAUUGGCCCUUUACUGAUAAGUAAAUUAUAUAUGAUUUUUUUUAAUUCCCUUACAAAUCUAUACAAAGGACAUAAAACUAUCUGUGAUUGAUUUUCUCAAAUGCAAGCUAACGUAACCAACUACACUAAUCUGUUUUUAAACUGACCA